AUGGACUUGCAGCUGUGCUGCAGGUUUUCGUCUGAUCCUAUGAAUUGCGCCUUUUGGUGCCUUGGUUUUUCAAUUGCCUCUUUAUCUCUCUCUCUUUCUCUCUCUUUCUCUCUCUCGGCUUUUCUAUCCUUUCCACUCUCGCCAGACUUGUCCAUCAUGUCUGACCUCAAGGCUACGGUAGCUGAAACCACGAACGGCUUUCAUGUCGAAGGGUAUGAGAAGAUCGAGUAUGACUUCACCUUCCUUGAUGGCGUCUUUGAGCUCCCAAAUUUGGAGCUAGCAAAUUUGUAUGAGAAAUGGGGCCGUUGCUUGGCCAUCAUGGACCGAAACAUCUAUGAGCUAUAUGGAAAUAAGAUGAAAAAAUAUUUUGAGCGCCAUGAUCUUGAACUGAAGAUUCACCAGACAAUGAUUGGAGAAAAGGCCAAGUCCUUGGAUACCUUCACCAAUAUUGUGGACUCAAUGACCGAUUUUGGUAUCAUCCGCAAGGAGCCUGUCUUGGUUGUGGGUGGAGGCCUUGUCACCGACGUCGCCGGAUUUGCUUGCGCCGCUUAUCGCCGCAACACCAACUACAUUCGUAUCCCGACAACAGUCAUUGGUCUGAUUGACGCCAGUGUCAGCAUCAAAGUUGCCGUCAAUUACGGUAACUACAAGAACCGACUCGGUGCCUACCAUGCACCUGCACAUACACUCCUUGACUUUGGGUUCCUGAGGACUCUACCAGAGGCUCAAGUUCGCAAUGGCUUUGCCGAGCUCAUCAAGAUCUCGAGCUGUGCUCACUUGCCGACAUUCAAUCUGCUAGAUGAGUUCUGUGAGCGACUUAUGAAGACCAAGUUUGGACGCUCCUCCGAUCAAGACGGGGAGAUCAAGAAAGCUGCCGAUGAGAUCAACCGGAAUGGAAUCUUUGAGAUGCUGAAGUUGGAAACACCGAACUUACACGAGAUCGGCCUUGACCGAGUCAUUGCAUAUGGUCAUACCUGGUCCCCCCUUCACGAGCUUGCACCACCAGUUCCUCUGCGCCAUGGUCAUGCCAUCUCAAUAGACAUGGCCUACUCUGCAACUCUGGCAAAUGACCGUGGUCUUCUUAGCGAUGAAGAACAUCGAAGAUUGCUGGCUCUCUUUUCUCGCGCAGGCCUCUCCAUGGAUCAUGAGCUAUUCAACGAGGAAAUCCUUGAUAAAGCCACACAGGCCAUUUUGAAAACUCGAGAUGGACUACUGCGUGCAGCUGUACCAAGCCCAUUGGGUAGCUGCGAGUUCUUGAAUGACGUUUCUGAAGGAGAAAUGACCCAAGCGCUCCGUCGCCACAAAGAGCUAAUGAAAGAGUAUCCACGUCAGGGUGCUGGGAUUGAGGCCUAUGUGGAUUCCAGUGAUACUGGAUACACUAUCAACCAGUCCCAAGAUGCCCUUCCAAUGCAAGCGCAGGCCUCCAGUGCGGAGGUAUCAAAGAAAUAUGGCCUCAACAAUGGAGUCCUCCAUGGACUGAAAGAGUUGGCUAUCAACGGCCACACGCCUGGUCUUCCUACAAUUGAGCAGAGAUAA
Messenger RNA from Penicillium salamii, 1536 nucleotides. NCBI's taxonomy places the organism in Eukaryota, Fungi, Ascomycota, Eurotiomycetes, Eurotiales, Aspergillaceae. The record is from the annotation of a GenBank genome assembly.